This is a messenger RNA of Nicotiana tabacum (common tobacco), 819 nucleotides long. The record is from RefSeq and is a predicted model, not a curated record. Lineage: Eukaryota; Viridiplantae; Streptophyta; Magnoliopsida; Solanales; Solanaceae.
AGUUUAUGGUAAAAAUAAAAAAUUCUCAUUCUCCAAUAAUUGGGAAAAAAAGGUUCUCCAUAAUAUGGUGUUCAAACUUAAAUUGAAGUGGUAAAAGCACAUACCAAUCCCUCCAUCCAACAACAUGAGGAAGUUGCCACUUUUGCGGCUUUUUGUUUGGGAAUUGGGAAAUGAGAAAUGAGAAAUACGUCUACUCCAAACAUCCAACAAUUGUAGAUCCACACAAGUGAUGCAAGCAUGUUCCGAGAGAGAGUCAGGCGAGUGAUACUGCCCCCAGCUCAGGAGAAUAUCGAUAAGUUGGAGAAGGUUAUCAAAGAGGGAAAUUACUAUGGAGCUCAACAGAUGUAUAAGUCCACUAGUGCCAGAUAUGUGUCUGCUGAGAGAUACUCUGACGCCUUGAAUGUUCUUCAGUCUGGUGCUUGUUUGCAAUUAGACAAGGCCCAGAUUACCUGUGGGGCAGAGCUUUCUUUGCUGUUUGCUGAAACACUUGCAAAAGCAAAAGUUUCAUAUGACGAAGACACUCUAGCUGCUGGUACAUGUGAAAGGUGCGGACAGACAAAAGAACGCUGUGGCAGUCCAUUCCCGGCUGAAUUUUUUGGACUCUAUGGAGCGAAAGAAACAAGAGAUCGUGUCAGGAAAAUUUACAAGAAGUUUCCUCGGCUUUCUGUGCCACAACAUUUGGACCUUGCAGAUGACGAUGACUUGCAAAAACUUUCUGAAGCCAUUGCCGCAGCAAAAACACGUGUAGAAGGCUGUUCUUCCUUUCUGAAAGCAGCUAUCAAGUGGUCAGCAGAAUUUGGUGCGCAUAGAUAUGGAUCU